CCCACAUCCCUGUUAGCAGACUACAGCUUCAGUGGAGCAGGAUGAAGAAGCUGGAGAAGGAGAAGGAGAAUGGUGGAGGAGGAGGGUGUAAGGCUGGGAGCAGGAAGGAGAAGGAUCAGAGCUGGAUCCCGAAGAUCAUCAAGAAGCGAAUUUGCUCCACGUUUGUUGAAGACUCAUUCAGUAAUGGGGCGCUGUGUCAGUGUGGGGGGGUCCGGGAGCAGCAUGACUCGGUGGCUACGGGAGAUUUCUUUGGAGCAGCGAUCGUCACUCAGUGGGACAGCAAGCAGCACUCCUCAGAGUGUGCCACAGACGCCUAUGGAGAGCUGGAGUUCGCCGGGGCUGGACGCAGACACAGUCAUUUCCUGCGUCUGUCCUGUGACACCCCGCCUCAGAUCGUCUACACCCUGAUGACGGCUCACUGGGGCCUCCCAUCUCCUAACCUGGUGGUAUCUGUGGUCGGGGGAGAGGGGCGGGAGAAGGUCAAACCGUGGGUGAGAGACAUUCUGAGGAACGGGCUGGUCAGAGCUGCACAGAGCACAGGAGCCUGGAUCCUCACAUGGGGUCUGAGAGAGGGCGUGACCCGCUGUGUUGGGGAGGCGGUGAGGGACCACAGGGCAGCGGCUCCAGUUCUGUCCCAGAAGAAGGUGAUCGCGCUGGGAUUGGCGCCCUGGGGGCUGGUGCACAACAGACAGCAGCUCGUCAACCCUCAGGGCAGUUUUCCUGCUCGCUACUACGUCCAGAACACUUCACGAGACUCCUGCUGCCUGGAUAAUAACUGCCAGGCUUUCCUCCUGGUGGAUGAUGGGAGUGUGGGCCGUCGGGAGGGAGAGACGUGCUUCCGGGCCAGUCUGGAGGACUAUAUUUCCCAUCAGCGCACUGGCAUCUGGGGAAGUGGCAGUAUAGAGAUCCCAGUGUUGUGUAUGCUGAUCUCAGGAGAUUCCAGCAUGCUUGAGAGGUUGGACACCUCUCUGAGGAAAGAAACCCCCUGGCUGGUUCUGGCCGGUUCUGGUGCUGCUGCAGACUUCAUCAGUGAACUGGUGACAGAUGUCUCUAAGAUCCCCCUCAGCCCCUCCUCCCCUCCUGCAGAUGGGGAGGCUUCAGAGAGCCUCAGCACGGAGCUCCGCGACAAAGUCAGAGAGAGGCUGCUGAGACACUUCACAGCUGAGGCCGAGCUGGAGAAGUUGGUGGACAGCGCUCUGAGUAUCUAUCAGAACAGAGAGCUGAUCACUGUGUUUCACGGAGAACAGGAGGGUUCAGAUGACUUUGAUACAGUUCUCCUCAAAGCUUUAGUUAGAGCCAGUAAACGUGUGUCCAGUGAUGCCAGCGAGUACACAGAGGAACUCAAACUGGCGGUUGCGUGGAACAGGGUGGACAUCGCCAAGACGGAGCUGUUCAACGGAGACAUCCAGUGGAAGUACGAAGAUCUCGAAGACUCGAUGACAGACGCCCUGGUAAACGAUAAACCCCAGUUUGUGCGUCUGUUCUGUGAGAACGGUCUGAACAUCCUGGACUACCUGACGUACGGUCGUCUGGAGAGUCUGUACCGCUCUCUGUCCGACAGCUCCCUCGCCUACAUCCUGCUGCAGAGACGUCUGAGCGAGCGGCAGUGCCUGGCUGGAUACAUGCCUAACCUGGACUCUGCAGGGUCACCUCCGAAGAGCCCACUGAGCGAGUCCUCUGGAAUCGCCUCCGCCAUGGAUCUCAAUCUGUACGAGGUCUCUCGCCUGCUGUGGGACCUGCUUGGCGACGUCUGUCACCCUUUCUAUUAUGGACCUCUGGGUCUGGACCACAGAACCAGCACCAGGAGGGCUCUGAAGCACGUGAACAAGAUGCUGUUGGGGGAGUGUAUGUACCGGGACCAACGCUGUCUCUCCCCCUGGACCGCCCUCUUCAUCUGGGCCGUGCUGCAGAACCGCACCGAGAUGGCCGUGUACUUCUGGGAGAUGGCGGGGGAGUCUGUGCUGAGCGCUCUGGGCGGCUGUAAGAUGCUGAGGGAGCUGUCCAAGCUAGAGAGUGAGACAGAGAGCAAGCUGGCCAUGAAGGAGCUCGCUCAGAAGUUUGAGGACCUUGCACUUGAUGUGUUUGCAGAGUGUUACCAGAAUAGUGAGAGUCGCUCCUUCACUCUCCUUAUAAGGAAGUCAACUGUGUGGGGCGGAGCUACCUGUGUUCAGAUGGCCACUGCUGCUGACGCCCGUCUGUUCUUCAGUCACGAUGGAGUUCAGUCUCUGCUGUCUCAGAUCUGGUGGGGUGACAUGGAGAGGAGCACUGAGGUCUGGAAGCUGGUUCUCACCUUUUUCGUGCCCCUCAUCCUCUACACCAACAUCAUCAGUUUCAGGGAGCAGGAGGAAGACGUGAAGUCUGUGGAGCUCCUUUACAGAGACACCGACAGUCUGGAGGGAAAUGAUGCCACCGUCUUCUCCCUGGAUGACAUCAUACAGAAUGAGGAUGACGCUGAAGAGCUCAGAGCUCUGAAAGAAAACCAGCAAGGUUCUUCAUCCUCAAAUUCAAGACGGCCAUUCCUCGUUUCCCGGUGGAGACAGUUCUGGUUCGCCCCUGUCACAUCGUUCCUAGGAAACGUCCUGAUGUACUUCCUGUUCCUCUGCCUCUUCGCAUACGUUCUGCUGGUGGACUUCAAGCCCCCACCACCUGAUGGCCCCUCCACCCUUGAGAUCGUGCUCUACUUCUGGGUUUUCACCUUAGUGUGUGAGGAGAUCCGACAGACGUUCUUCGUGGGCAGCAACUUCGUGCUUCAGAGGAUGAAGAACUACAUCCAGGACAUAUGGAACAAGUGUGACCUCACAGCCAUCUCUCUCUUCAUACUGGCUCUCUGCUGCAGAAUGUUCCCCUGGUCGUAUGACUUCGGUCGGGCUGUGAUGGCCAUAGAUUUUAUGGUCUUUACUCUUCGUUUGAUCCACAUCUUCGCAAUCCACAAACAGCUCGGACCAAAGAUCAUCAUUUUGGGCAAGAUGAUGAAGGAUGUCUUCUUCUUCCUUUUUUUCCUGGCUGUGUGGCUCAUGGCAUACGGAGUAGCUAAUCAGGCACUCCUGUACUCGUAUGACCCCCGUCCAAACUGGAUAUUUCGCAGAGUCUUCUACAGACCUUACCUGCAUAUUUUCGGACAGAUACCCAUACAUGAGAUGGACACUGAUAAAUUGGUAGAAGUUGAAUGUACAAACAACGCCACACUGAUCGCAGCCGGAGAGGAGCCAUGUCUGAGCGGGUACGCCAACUGGCUGGUCGUCAUCCUCCUUGUCAUCUACCUUCUCUUCACCAACAUUGUUCUCGUCAACUUGCUAAUCGCCAUGUUCAGCUACACCUUCUCUAAAGUCCAGGAGCGAAGUGACACCUACUGGAAAUUCCAGCGCUACAACCUGAUCGUGGAGUACCACUCGAGGCCCUGCUUAGCCCCACCCUUCAUCAUCAUCUCACACCUCCAACUGUUUAUCAAAAGAUACAUCCGGCGCAUCCCUUCGGCCAAGCGCAAACACUUUUUCCUGGAGCUGCGGGGUAGGAAGGCGAGCCGGCUCAACACGUGGGAGGCGAUCCAGAAAGAAAGCCUGCUCUCAGCUCAAAACAAGAGACAGCGAGAGAGCGACACGGCACGACUCAAAUAUACAUGUGUGAAGGUGGACAGUGUGCUGAAACAGAUGACAGAGAUCCGUGACCACGACCGAAGGCUGAGGCUGCUGGAGUCAGAGCUGGAGUACUGCUGCAGCGCCCUCUCCUGGAUGACAGAGGCUCUGUCUCAGAGCAAUCUGAUAAAUACUGACCGACCUGCCCCGAUCCUUAGAGAUCUGACUCCACUGUCUCCAAGCUGAGUCUUUGAACUCCAGGAUCACACACACACACACUCACACUCACACACAGUUUUCUCAGGGCUACUUGUUGAAGAGCACCUUGUUUGCUACUCUGUCCAUAAUUUCGUCUGCAUAUUUCAUGGUUUGUUGAUUUCUGAUGUAUGAUGUGUGAGAUGCUGUAAAAGAAAAAGACGGAACACAAUGGACAGGACUCAAAUGCAGACUUCUGAGACAGAGCUGGUGCAGUUCAUUUAUUUAUUAGCAAAAUAACAAAGGUACAAAAGACUUACAUGAUGGUGAGGUAGGAAAUUGUUCUAACUAGAAAAGGGAAGACCAAAUACAGUACAUAAAAAUAUUUUCUCAAGGAGAAACAAAAGUCUAUAAUCUUAUAAGAAAACUUAGAAAAACACAAAUAAUUCAUACUGGGGAGGGGCAGGACACGAAAUACACAUAUCAAACAUGAAACUGUCCCAAAGGGCAGGAAUGACACUGACUUUUCCUCAUAACUAAGUUAGUUAUGAUACAAAAUUUAAAAAAAUGUAAGUUAUCAAUAUUUGCUUUUGCUCAUAAAAUGUAUGUACGGUAGGUCAAAAGUCUGCCAAAGUCUAACAUUUUUAGAUCCUGGCCUCCACUCAACUUGUAUUUGACAGAGCCUUAAUCUAUAAUGUCCAUAAUGUGAAAGAUGUAACUCAUCAUGACAAUCAAAUUAACAAUGCUACAGUUGCCCUCAGUUCUUUUGAGCCUCUUUUGGCUCAUUGUUUUGGUCUAUUUUGUCCCUAUUCCAUAAGUGCCUCAACAUCAACAUUAUUUCCAGCAUCAGCGGGAAGCUGUUUGAGUAGCCUCGGAGUGCUGUUUGUGAGACUUUAGCAGCUAAAGUGAGAGAUAUUUUUAUGACUUGUUGAGACUAAAAGCAGAUUUAUGACAGAGAGAAUAUUGGACUUGUAUUCAUGAAGACCUUUAAGUCAAUUCUCACAAUUGGUGGCAUUAUCACUGAAAAACAGACUGAUCAAAUUAGCUUCCUAUUCAUUUACAUUAGUAAAAAUAAAAAGUGAAAAACACACAAAAAGAAAAACAACUAAAAUCUGGCCAUUGUAGUGUUGUGGUGUGGGUGGGGUUGGUGGUAGUGAGGGUUGGGUUUUACAUUGUGGAAAACUGUGAUUGCUGAUAUGCAAUUGUAAUUUCUUUUCUAUUGUUUAGGGAUGUGUUAUAUCUCUUGGCGAACCAAUGUGUACCUCUAUUGUUUGAUACACUGUGACCAAAAAUAUACAGAUUCUGUAUGUACAUUUCAAGCACUCUGUAAAGACCUAUGAUUUUUUUUAGAGCAGAUAAGUCUAAAUAAAAUCGAUUUACAUGCCUC
Molecule: messenger RNA, 5154 nt
Organism: Notolabrus celidotus (New Zealand spotty)
Lineage: Eukaryota; Metazoa; Chordata; Actinopteri; Labriformes; Labridae
Gene: trpm4a
Product: transient receptor potential cation channel, subfamily M, member 4a
Exons: 28
Coding region: 42-3818 (1258 amino acids)
Biological process (GO): calcium ion transmembrane transport
Cellular component (GO): membrane
Molecular function (GO): ligand-gated calcium channel activity; calcium-activated cation channel activity
Source: RefSeq, a predicted model, not a curated record